This is a messenger RNA of Sturnus vulgaris (Common starling), 3437 nucleotides long. NCBI's taxonomy places the organism in Eukaryota, Metazoa, Chordata, Aves, Passeriformes, Sturnidae. The record is from RefSeq and is a predicted model, not a curated record.
GCUUAUUUCCUUUAUUCAUGUUUCUGUACCUGGGAAAUCUGAAGUCGUUCCUCUCAAACCAAACAGUACAGAACUCACAGGUUGCCAUGUUUAUACUGCUUGUGUUUGGAUUGCUACUGCAAGAAAUUCUGGCUUAUUCCCAAGCUGAAAAUCCUGCUGAAUUCCCAAACAUUCCAAAAGAGCCAUUCUACAGCUACAAAGCCAUCAACUUGCCAGAUGAGCACAUCCCCUACUUUCUGCACAAUAACCAGCACGUUGCUGACAUCUGUAAGCAGGAUGCUCUUUGCCCAUAUAAAAAACACUUGAAGAAAUUAAAAUCCUGCUGGGGUUAUGAGAAAUCUUGCAGAUCAGAGAACAGGUUCAGUUACCCAGUGUGUGAUUAUGUUGAAACUGGGUGGGCAAGUGACAUCGAGACAGCCCAGCAGAUAUUCUGGAAACAAGCAGACUUUGGAUAUGUUCAAGAGAGGCUCAGUGAAGUGAAAACCCAUUGCAAGCCUGCAGCAACAGGGGAUUCAUCUCUGACCUGUUCCCAGUACCUUCAGCACUGCAGAGCAACAAACUUGUACAUUGAUUUACGAGCUGUAAAGAGAAACCAUGACAGAUUCAAAGAAGACUUUUUCCAGAAGGGAGAAAUUGGCGGUCAUUGUACUCUUGACGUUCAAGCAUUUUUGGCUGAAGGUCAACGCAAGAGCCCUCUGCAAUCUUGGUUUGCAGAACUCCAGACAUUCACUGCAUUAGACUUCAGGCCUCUAGAAGAUGGGAAGUGUGACAUUGUUAUUGAAAAGCCAACGUACUUCAUGAAAUUAGAUGCAGGUGUUAAUAUGUACCAUCACUUCUGUGAUUUUGUCAAUCUUUACAUUACCCAGCAUAUCAAUAAUUCCUUCAGCACUGAUGUCAACAUUGUCAUGUGGGACACUAGCUCAUAUGGCUACGGUGACCUGUUCAGUGAGACAUGGAAGGCAUUUACUGACUAUGAAAUAAUUCACCUGAAAACCUUUGACUCUAAAAGGGUGUGCUUUAAAGAAGCCGUGUUCUCUUUGCUGCCUCGGAUGCGAUAUGGAUUGUUCUAUAACACACCCCUGAUCUCUGGCUGUCACGGUACGGGGCUGUUCCGAGCCUUUUCUCAGCAUGUGCUACACAGAUUAAAUAUUACCCAGGAAGGACCCAAGGAUGGGAAAAUUCGAGUCACCAUCCUCGCACGCAGCACAGAUUACCGGAAAAUAUUAAACCAGAAUGAGCUUGUGAAUGCUUUGAAAACAGUGUCAACGCUGGAGGUCAAAGUGGUGGACUACAAGUACAAGGAACUUGAAUUUUCGGAGCAAUUGAGAAUUACCCACAACUCUGAUAUAUUCAUUGGGAUACAUGGAGCUGGACUGACCCACCUGCUCUUUCUGCCAGACUGGGCUGUUGUGUUUGAGCUAUACAAUUGUGAAGAUGAACGUUGUUACCUGGAUUUGGCAAGGCUGAGAGGCAUUCAUUACAUCACUUGGAGGAAAAGGAAUAAAGUAUUCCCUCAAGAUCAGGGACACCACCCAACACUGGGAGAACAUCCAAAAUUUACAAACUACUCCUUUGAUGUGGAAGAAUUUAUGUAUUUGGUGCUUCUGGCUGCAAAUCAUGUUUCACAGCAUUCGAAGUGGCCAUUUAGGGUAAAACAUGAUGAAUUCUAAUUUAGACUUCUGACUGAAAUACUGUUUUUAAUUAGUCACAAAAUGGCCUGGGUUGGAGGGGAUUUUAAAGACCAUCUCAUUUCACCCCUGCCAUGGCAGGGACACUUUCCACUAUCCCAGGGUGCUCCAAGCCCCAGUGUCCAACCUGGCCUUGGGCACUUCCAGGGAUCCAGGGGCAGCCACAGCUUCUCUGGGCACCUGUGCCAGGGCCUGCCCACCCUCACAGCAAAGAAUUUAUCCCUUGUAUCCAAUCUAAACCCACUCCUUGUCAGGUUGAAGCCAUUCCCCCUUGUCCUGUCACUACAUGCCCAUAAAAAAAAUAAAUUUCCACCAAUGAGGGAAAUAACCCAUUGUUAAUUUGUCAGACCACUUCUUAGCACCAUACCUUGUCUUUAUAAUUCCUUUCUAAUCUGGGAGGUUUUGAUAUGUAGAAACUAUUUUUUCAUACUAUUUCUGGUUUUUUGCACUGUAUUUCUACAUUCCAGAUUCUGAAAUACUCUUUAUACAAAGAUAUGUCCACCCAUUUCAUGUAAGGUUUUCUGGGGUAGAUCCAGGGUCAACAGACACUGCAAGCUUCUACUUUAAAUUUAGAAACAUUUUCACAUUAGAGAGCACAGUCUUAUGAUUUUGCAUUUAAAUAUAAACUUUGGCUCUUGUCCCUGUAGUUAUAAAUGCUCCAAUACAAGAGGUCUGCACAAUAGGUUCAGUCAGUUUUCUGUCUCAGAGAAGGUAAAUCUUUUCCUAAGUGAGUACUUCAAAUUUCAGGUAAUCUGGGCAUUUCCUACUUUUUCACAAAAACGAGCACUCUGCAUUGGAAAACUUGUGCAAAUUGGAAUAAAACUUGACUUUUUGAGGAUUCUAAAGGGAAUGGCCUUCUAGUUUUUUUAAGGACAAAUGAUAAAAUGUGUAGAAUGUCUUUCAGCUGCAGCUGAAAGGAAAGGAAUGAUGAGGAACCUUAUUCUUGGAGUCACUAAAAGCCUAAUUUUUAAUAUUCUUGUUUCCUCAAAGUGUUGAAGAGUUAAUCCAGAAAUUUUUUUUAAUGAGAUCUUUCCAAAGCCAGUAGCACAUUUCACUGCUUUCAGUGAAAGGAAUAUUAAACCAAAGCCGAGUUCUUUUUGAAAUUCCCCCUGGAACUGAGAUAUUCUAGUGGGGAAAAUAAAGGUAGUAGUUCUUUUGUCUUAAGUGGGGCCAGCAGGAUGUGUAGAAGAAUCACAUUCAGUGAGAUAAAACCCUAGAUUUCCAUGUUAAAUUAUGGAUUUUUGGGGAAUGUGUCCCCAUGCUGGGCUUGCAGUUCAGCCGUGCAGUCCCAGUGGCUCGGGGCAGGCACACAUUUGUAUAGAAAAGCAGGAGAGUUCUGGUAAAUACAAACAUUUCACUGCUCUAAUUGUAGAUGGUAUUGACUUCCCUUCCCCAGCAAUUUCACAGAGUGUGGGUGCAUUUACAGACCUGUCUGUACUGGUAGGGAUGAGUUACUGUAAGCACAAUUUUCAUAUAGAUCUCUCAUGACCUUAAUCAGUGCACAGGAAAAGCUGGGUAGAGCUGAGACCUUCAUAUAUUUUGUGUAUGUGGUGCAAUUCUUCCUGGAGAGUGUUGUUUUACUGAGGGAGAAAACUGUUUCACUUUAAAGGACCAUAGAAGCAAAAUUGCACUUCUUUAUAUGAGGGGGGGAAAAAAACCCUUGAGCAAUACCAUUUCCUGUAUUUGUAUGUGUCUGUUGGGGUUUUUACCUUGUGGGUUUUUUAAAGUAAAAAAAUGUGUAAAACUUAA